ACAUGGUGUCUAUUUUACCAGACCUGUUGUUUGACAUUUCAGGACGGGGUCCUCCGCCCAAUACAAACUUUUAUCAUUUUUCUGUCACUAAAUCACAGGUGAUAUGGAGGUGGUGGAAGAUCUCUCCGAGAGCUGUAGACCGACACUCCAAGCCAGGGGAGGAGAGGGAUUCUCACCCUGACUUCUUGGAUGACACUUGGAUGCAGAGUGAAGUCAGCAUGGUGUUUGGUCCUAACAUCUUGCAGUUCACCAAAGCGUUGUGCCAAGGUCGUUACGACUAUCUUGAGCGCCUGUCUGACUCUUUGCUGCUACGGAUCAUAAGUUAUCUGGAGCUUGAGGAUGUGGGUCAGCUUGGACGAACGUCACACAGGUUUAGAAAGCUGUGUGUGUCGGAGGAAUUUUGGGAGCAGGCAGUGCGCCGACGUCUCAACAUCGUUUCAGCUGAGGUGACGUCUUUGGCGCUGGAAGUGGGCUGGCGAAGUGUGUUCUUCACCAACAAGUUACAGCUGCAGAAGCUGCUCAGUCGCAGGAGGCAGCGACAAGAAGACCAUGUGUCUGACUCGGAGGCAGAGGACUCCUCCAUUAGAAGCUCUGAGAAGAGCCACCCUGCAGACUCUGAAGAAGAAUCUCUCUCUGAUCCAAUCCAUCAUCCGGACCCUCAUGCUGGUGCUGCUGUUGACUCCAGCUCCUGCUGUGAUGCUGAUCCUGAUCCAGAGGGAGGCUCUGCUUCCACAGAGGUCCUUACUGAAGACACGCAGAACAGCACACAGAGCAGUGAAGACUCUGACUUAGGCCUUUAA
This is a messenger RNA of Nematolebias whitei (Rio pearlfish), 800 nucleotides long. RefSeq names its product F-box protein 36b (gene fbxo36b). NCBI's taxonomy places the organism in Eukaryota, Metazoa, Chordata, Actinopteri, Cyprinodontiformes, Rivulidae. The record is from RefSeq and is a predicted model, not a curated record. The transcript is spliced from 4 exons. Bases 3 to 800 code for a protein of 265 amino acids. Gene Ontology annotation, molecular function: protein binding.